Emericellopsis cladophorae is the source of this 309-nucleotide messenger RNA. RefSeq lists its product as uncharacterized. Gene Ontology annotation, cellular component: membrane. Bases 1 to 309 code for a protein of 102 amino acids. The record is from RefSeq and is a predicted model, not a curated record. Lineage: Eukaryota; Fungi; Ascomycota; Sordariomycetes; Hypocreales; Bionectriaceae. Gene Ontology annotation, molecular function: carbohydrate:proton symporter activity. Gene Ontology annotation, biological process: carbohydrate transport; transmembrane transport. The transcript is spliced from 2 exons.
AUGCUACAUAUAUUCUGGGCCAUUGGCAUCAUCAUCGUCAACGCCGUCACCUCCCACGAUAUCACCCGACUGGACGACGCUGCCUACAGGAUCCCCAUCGCCCUCCAGUGGAUGUUCCUCACGCCCCUCGCCAUUCUCCUCUUCCUGGCCCCCGAGUCUCCCUGGUGGCUCAACAUUGACGCGUCCGUUACCAUGGUGCGUCGUACUAUUGAUCUCGAGAAGACCGAGAAGGAGAAUAACUACCUGGAGCUUCUCCGCAACACCGGUAUCUACCGUAUCUUUAUCGUCUGCGGUGUGUACGCUGCCUAG